Messenger RNA from Saccharomycopsis crataegensis, 297 nucleotides. RefSeq names its product protein translocase subunit TIM13 (gene TIM13). Lineage: Eukaryota; Fungi; Ascomycota; Saccharomycetes; Ascoideales; Saccharomycopsidaceae. The record is from RefSeq and is a predicted model, not a curated record. Bases 1 to 297 code for a protein of 98 amino acids. The transcript has a single exon.
AUGGCUCUUUCUUCGAUCUUCGGUGGCAGCAGCGCAUCUGCUCCAGUUAUCCCUCCAUCCACUUCGACUUCCUCCACAACUUCCAAUGCCGUCAAGGAUAAAAUCAAGGAAAAGUUGGAGAUCGAAUUGGCCCAAGCCAACGCCACUGAAUUGGUCAACAACUUAACUGAAAACUGUUUUGAGAAAUGUCCAGGUGGUGAUGAUGCCUGUAUUGCCAGCUGCACCCAGAAAUACAUGGUCUCUUGGAAUAUUAUUUCCCAAGCUUACCUUGGAUUAGUCCAAAAUGCUAAGCGUUAA